AUGUCCCAUAACCAAUGCCAGUCACUGCGGAGCUUCAAUGCCCCUACCCUCUCUGCCAUCACACAUGCCUCUAAUCCUGUAAGUUUUGACGAUGGACUGUGUUUGCCCAGCAGCUGCUACAGCAGAACGUGGCUCUUGGACAACUUUCAAGAAACCUGCAGUAAAUCCUCCAGCAGCCAACUGACCAGUUGUGAGCAGAACCUGUUCCCAGGUAACUCCCGUGUUCAAAGAACCUGCUUCCCCAGAAUUGUUCAAACAGCUUGUUCCAAUUCCAAGCCCUGUGACAAGACAGCAUGCCAAUCACAAAGCGCUUCAGCAGUGUCAGAGUGUGCCUCUCAGCUGCGCCAGUCAGGAAGCCGCCAGCAAAUGGGUUUUGUAGCCCAGAGCCGCCAGCCUGCAAGCUACAUGGCAAAGUGCAGUCCACUCAAGACUUCUGUGUCCAAGAACUGCCAAACAAUUGAAUGUGAAUCCAGCCAAUGCCCAUCUCAGAACCCAGAAUCCAGUUCCUGUGGACCAGUGAUGAAUGUGGCACCUGGGCCACAACACGCAGAAUCUUCUUGCACUUAUGAACCAACUUGCUGUAUCACUGGUGGUGUACAAUUGCCUAGUAAGUGA
This is a messenger RNA of Lepus europaeus (European hare), 615 nucleotides long. RefSeq names its product keratin-associated protein 27-1. The transcript has a single exon. Lineage: Eukaryota; Metazoa; Chordata; Mammalia; Lagomorpha; Leporidae. Gene Ontology annotation, molecular function: structural molecule activity. Gene Ontology annotation, cellular component: keratin filament. The coding region runs from base 1 to 615 and encodes 204 amino acids. The record is from RefSeq and is a predicted model, not a curated record.